GUAUACGACAUGCAAGAGAAUGUUUCGAUUCUGAGGCAAGCUAAGAUUCUGAGACGUGUGCCGCUGCCGAUUGUUGAGCAGAAGAUCUGUUUCCCAAGAGAUUAUUCUGGCGAUGAUUUGAUCAAAUGGGAAUCCAUAGAAAGGGAGUGCAUACAGGCUGAUGGAAUAUCGGCACCAAAAGUGACUAGAGUCAAAGGAAGCGACGGAAAGCUAUACAAGAUUAUCUGGAAGAAUGACGAUGUUAGACAAGAUUGUCUGGUCGAGCAACUAUUUUCAAUUGUCAACAGCAUCUUAAACAACGAUGAAGAAGAAGCUUUUCUUCGUACUUACAAGGAUGAUUCGCAACUAUCGGAAGAGCUUAGCUCAGUGGAGCAUAGGUACCUUAUGCGCUUGAUGGUUUCACGGAUAUGUAAAGAAAUGUGUGCUUUAGUAACAUACGUAGUAGGACUGGGAGACCGACAUCUCAGCAAUGUGUUGUUUGAGCUCGGUACAUGUAAAUUAGUUCACAUCGAUCUCGGUUAGUAUGAUACUGGAGUAUAG
Molecule: messenger RNA, 540 nt
Organism: Cylicostephanus goldi
Lineage: Eukaryota; Metazoa; Nematoda; Chromadorea; Rhabditida; Strongylidae
Source: the annotation of a GenBank genome assembly